Ostrea edulis (European flat oyster) is the source of this 8607-nucleotide messenger RNA. RefSeq lists its product as uncharacterized. Gene Ontology annotation, cellular component: nucleus; spindle microtubule; cytoplasm. The record is from RefSeq and is a predicted model, not a curated record. Gene Ontology annotation, molecular function: cysteine-type endopeptidase inhibitor activity involved in apoptotic process. Gene Ontology annotation, biological process: regulation of cell cycle; negative regulation of apoptotic process. The transcript is spliced from 14 exons. Bases 1778 to 5272 code for a protein of 1164 amino acids. Lineage: Eukaryota; Metazoa; Mollusca; Bivalvia; Ostreida; Ostreidae.
UUUUCAAACAGCAACACCAGAGAGCAACUCAGCACAGCCUAACCGUCUGAGUAACAAGUACAAUUAUUAGGACAAGACACUAAGUGGUGUCCACUGCACGGGAAACUCAUUUCCGAAAAUUCAUUUUCGUGAUUAAGAAUACUGAAUUUGAAGUAAAGGAAAUACGGACCCCAGUAAACACCAGUGCGAUCAGGAGCUGGGAAGAGUUAACAUCGCCUACCAUUGGUCACAUGUUCCGUGAACUCUAUAUUUCAAUCAGGUCGUUGAUUUAUGGAUGAAUCAUGAACUCGGAUCUCCUGAUGUAGUAGAGUGUGAUCGGAACCACUGAGCCAAUAUCAACCAAAUUUGGCACAAAACAUCCUUGGAUGAAGGGGAUUCAAGUUUAUUCAAAUGAAGGACAACACCCUUCUCCAAGGGGAGUAAUAGCGAAAUAGUGAAAAUACAUUAACAACUUUUAAAAAUCUUCUUCUACAGAACCACAGGGGGCAAUUUCAACCAAACUUGGCACAAAGCAUCCUUGGGUAAAGGGGAUUUAAGUUUGUUCAAAUGAAGGGCUGUGCCGCCUUCUAAGGGGAAAUAAUCACAAAAAAAUGCAAAAAUAGAGUGGGUCAUUUAAAAAUCUUCUUUUCUAGAACCACUACAUGAAAGCUUCCUGACAUAUUGCAGAUCCAAGUUUGUUAAAACCAUGACCCCCGGGGGUAGGUUGGGGCCACAAUAGGGGAUCAAAGUUUUACAUGCGAAUAUAAAGGUAAAAUCUUUUAAAAUCUUCUCAAGAACCACUGUGCCAGGAAAGUACAAAUUUACAUGAAAACUUCCUUGACAUAGUGCAGAUUCAAAUUUAUUAAAAUUAUGGCCCCUGUGGGUAGGAUAGGGCCACAAUAGGGGAUCAAAAUUUUACAUACAAAUAUUUCGAGAAUAUCUUUUAGAAAUCUUCCUCUCAAGAUCCUCUGUGGCAGAAAAGUACAAAUUUACAUGAAAGCUUCCUGACAUGCAAUGUAGUGCAAAUUCAAGUUUGUUACAAUCAUGGCCCCCAGGGGUAGGAAGGGGCCACAAUAGGGAAACAAUAUACACAAAUAUAUAGGAAAAAUGUUUAAAAAUCUUCGUAAGAACCACGGGGCCAGAAAAGUUUACAUUUUCAUGUAAGUUUCCUGACAUAGUGCAGAUUCAAGUAUCUUAAAAUCAUAGCCCCCAGGGGAUAGGGUUUCACCACAAUAGAGGAUCCAAAUUUUACAUAUAAAUAUAUAGGGAAAAUCUUUAAAAAUCUUCUUCUGAAAAACCACUGCACCAGAAAAGUUUACAUUUAAAUUACAUGAAAUUUUCCUGACAUAUAUAUAGUGCAGAUUCAAGUUUGUUAAAAGUAUGCCACCCAAGGGAAGGGUGGGCCACAUUAAGAGAUCAAAGUUUUACAUACAAAUAUAUCGGGGAAAAUCUUCUUCUCAAGAACAAUUGGGCCAAAGAAUUUUACAUUACAUGAAAGCUUCCUGACAAAGUGGAGAUUCAAGAUUGUAAAAAUCAUAGCCCCUUGGGGUACUAAGUUGGGGCCACAAUAGGGAAUUAAAGUUUUACAUGCGAAUAUAUAAGGAAAAUCUUUAAAUAUAGGCCAAGGUAACUUGGGUGAGCAAUGUGGCCCAUGGGCCUUUUGUUUAUGCUUUGAAAUGUUACAAAAAACAUGUUUUUGACAGGAUGUGUUGUUGAUGUCAUUAUCUGUUUGUCACAGGGGAAGUUAUGAAGCACGCACAAAAGGAAUUUGCAUCAGCUCCCAAAAAAACCUACCAAAAUGAUAGCCACACUCCGGAUAUACUUCCCAUUGAUUUUUGGACUUUUCAAUGCUUUUUCUUGGAAAGGUAUAUAUGCUUCAUCAUUCCUGCACAAAGACGGAUCUGAGCAGACAAACAAAGAGACAACAGAUGAUGAUCCCAAGGCAUCAAGAGAUGAGAAACAAGUAGAUGUUUCUUCAGAUAAUGAUAAUGCAGCCACAUUGAUAGCAGAACAUGGUGACAUCCAGAGACUCAUACACCCAGAAGGCAAUAAUGUUACAGGUGUGGAUGAUGAGAGAGACAGUGGGUAUGUUGAGGAUGAGGAACUAGAUUUCUGUUUUGUGGAUCUAUCUGACAGCGAGGAUGAUUUAGAUUUGGUCUUAGAGGAUUCAGAUUGCUAUGUUCGAUUUAAUGUGGAGUCACAAACUGAGACGGAGGAUUCGUACAGACGAACCGGCAGACGACACCUGGACAGUUUUGUAGUCAUUGAAUCGGAGAAUGGGGAGAUAAUGAUUUCUCAUGAGAAGCACAUCCAGUCAGGGUCUUCAAUGUAUCCUGAGAGACAAGCAGAUAGAUUAAGCCUAAAGCAGCCUAUCCACACAAACAUGAUGAACAGUGUCGACCAGGAGAGAAAGAGAAAGGUGUUUUGUGAUUUUGAAUCAAACAGUUUCGAUAGCUAUUUGAAUUCUGGUUAUCUUGACUCAAGUCUUCAGUCUUCAGAGUUUCAGAAAGACUUUGAUUCUCACAAUCCAUUGCAUGUUUCUGAGCAAGUUGUAUGCUGGGAAGAUGGAAUUAACACUAGAAAUGUGGAUACAGAAUUGGUCAAUGUAAAUCGUACUGUUGAAAAUAUUACUGAAAAUUUUAAUGCAAACUUACAGGAAGAAAAAUUGAAGGUUUCAAGUGAAAAGAGAAAAGGCAACAUUAACUUUGCAGAGAAAAUGUCUGACUUUGUGGAAAAUGAACAUGAGCCAUUGCUAGGUGUUAUGCUCUGUGCUUUGUUUCUGAAUCUAUGUGUAAUAGCUGCAGUCUUUACACAAUCUGGAUUUGAACUUGUCAAAUAUGCAGAAAGUACCAACAAACAAAAGAAAAAAGCAAAUAAAAAACAUAAGAUGUUACAAACAUCCAGACGAGAAAAACGAAAGAAGAAACAAAUUCUGCGAGAUAUAAUUAAUUGGCAGAUUAGUCUUAGAAGAAACACGACAGUUAUGUAUGAUUACCAUAGUAUUACUUCAAAUUGUGGACGUAUCUAUCCCUCAACUUCACCUGGACCGACAGCUCUACAGCAAAUAGCCAAUGAGACGGGCAUCGACGAAGUGGGCGAGGGUGUCGUUCAGAAUUCACGUGCGGAGGUAAAUCCACAAAAUCAAACACGGAUGAAUGGAUUCUCUGAACUGAAUCGUGCAACGGAUCCUAGAAAUGGAAAUUUACCAGGUAGAUAUGAAGGUAGAAAUCUAGAGGCCAGUAGAUUUUAUUCCAAUCCAGUGAUGGGGGCCGAAAGACCAACAGACUGUAAUCCCUUGUCUACAUCCAUGCCUGCACAACUCCAUAGCGACAACAUCCAGACUUCCAAUGGUGCCAUUAUAAAGACCCUGCCAGUGAUAGCAGAAGGGGAGAAUACACAGUCUCUCCCCAAGGACAACACAUCUGUCCAAGCAACAGAAGAGAAAGUAUCCCAUGUAGCAGCCUUGGAGAGGAGGAACACAGAUACUAGCCCCUUCUCUCUGGCCCCAGAAUUAGACGGCACGUCACUGACAUCGACAGAGACCCUCAGCGACCUCUUCAGCAGCCUUUCACUGUCGUCUGUAGAGGAAGACGAGACCUUCCGUUACGAGUGGAUCAGACUGAAGACGUUCUCUGAAUGGCCACUGACCUCCCUUUUCUCCACCGUGCUUGCCCGGGAUGGUUGGGUGUCCCUGGGGGAGGGUGAUAGAGCCCGGUGUUACAGCUGUCACAUUGUACGCGAUGGAUGGAGAAGUGGAGAUAACCCUGUACAUUACCACGACCAGAACUGCAGAUUUCAUGGUGCUUCCUCUGAUAACAUUCCCAUUGUGCGCGAGACUCCGGACCCAGUCACCCAGAGAACAAUGAUGAGAGACCUUGAGAGAGUUCAGCAGACGACAGAUUUCAGAGCUCCAGGAAAUGCAGAGACAACCGCCACCAACAUAGCCCCACAGAGAUCCCAGGCCAGCGAGGCUGGAAGUUCCACCAUUAAUCUGAUAUCGCAGGAAAACAUCCAAAACAGACCUCAGGUCAGCGGCACCAGAAAUUCCACCAUUAAUCUGAUGUCGCAGGAUAACGUCCAAAACAGACCUCAAGAAAUGAGGGGUAUUGUCAUGGCGACAAAUACCACAGCCAGUUCUGAGAUAUCAGGGAGACCACCACUUAAUAAUCAAGUAGCUGCCAACAGAAAUGAUACAACCUCCCCCGAUCAGCUGGCCUACACCACAGCCGGUGCCCCUCCCAGCCCCUCCAGCAAGGAGGCUCAGUUAGAAGCCCUCAAAAGGGACCCCAUGGGGAUCAAUUUUGAACGUCCCAAAUACCCGUCCUACGCCAUUCUGGCUGUUCGGAUCAGUUCCUAUACUGAUUGGCCGGCAGCCAUGACGCAGACACCACGUGACAUGUCUCUGGCUGGGUUCUUCUAUGCUGGUUACGGAGACUACACUCGCUGUUUCUUCUGUGGAGGGGGACUGAGAAACUGGGAAGCAGGUGACGAUCCGUGGGUUGAACAUGCAAGGUGGUUCAGCAAGUGUGCAUUUGUUCGUCAGAAUCGUGGCCAGCAGUUCAUUGACCUGGUUCUCAAACGAGCAGCAGAAGUGGAGGAACAAAGACAACUAGAAGAGACUGGAGAGACACAGACAAACAUACAGACAGGUGACCCUGCCACGACUCAGACUAAAGAAGACAAGAUCAUGAAAUCUGCCGCUGUAAGAAGCAUCAAAGACAUGGGAUAUGAUGACGAGACCAUUAAGGCUGCCAUCAGCACCAUCAAGAGCAGGCUUCCUAGAGGAAAGCACAAAGUCUCGGCUCAGGAAAUCUUGGAGGUCAUAUUUGAGAUGUCAGACAGUCGCAGAGCUACAGAAACCUCAAACAACCAAUCCUCUGGCCUUGUUGACCAAUCAGAGACAGUCAAUGAGAGGGCUUCAAGUAAUCCCAACCAAUCAGAUACUGCCACUGAGAGGAUCAACCAAUCAGAUACUACCACUGAGAGGAUCAACCAAUCAACAAAUGAGGAAGCUGCAUUUAGAGAGGCUUCUAACACAGGUGACUGCAAUUUAGAGGAAGCAGCAACAAACUCGCUGCCCAACCCGACCUUUGAUGAGCUGACUUCUCUACGACACGAGAACACGAGUCUGAAGGACCAGAUCCUGUGUAAGAUCUGUAUGGAGAAGAAUGUGUCCAUAGCCUUCCUGCCCUGUGGUCAUCUGGCCUGCUGUGUGGACUGUGCUCCGGCCAUGAGAAAAUGUCCGAUAUGUAGGGAGUUUGUUAGGGGCACUGUCAAAACCUUUCUCGUGUAGAGAUUUUUACCACAGUUAGACAUGUGGGACAGAUUUUGUAGGACAGGUCUAGUUCCCACUCAUUUAUUGCAAUUCUUUGAAAAUUAUUCCUGAAGUUAAUAAGUGUACAUGUCUUACAAUUUUUUUUUAUUAGUUUAUUCUAUAGAAUGGUAAAAACAUUGAAAAUGAAGCCACCCCUUCCUUACAUCAGAUUGAGACACAUUCAUUAGAGAGUCUCCCAACUCCCAGUCUGUUCCAGUUAGUUUUGUUUUGUUUCAUUAAGUUCCCUUUAUUGUCCCAUACUCUAAUACUGUUUUUGACGAAUCCUGCAGCAGGUUUACACAAAUCUUACAUAGAGCUGGUAUGAUAGACUUGAGAUCUGUUCAGUUGACUACACAGGAGUUUUUAUAAACAACAAUAUGACUGAAGGAAUGAAAUAGAGGAUUAUAUUUAAGAGGAAAAUGUAAUCUUGAUCAAAGUGCCACAUUACCAGAUAUUAUAUGAUUCUUAGUUAUUACACGUAAUAUGUUGGACUCAGAGCUAAUUAUAUAUAUACAGGUACAUAUAUUUAUUAUACGAUUCAUAGUUGUUUACAUGUAAUAUCUUGGACUCGGAGCUAUUUAUAUGUAUAUAUAUAUAUAUAUAUAUUAUAUACGAUUCUUAGUUGUUUACACAUAAUAUCUUGGACUGUGAGCUAAAUCUAAUCAUCAUUUAGACUUGAUCGAGUGGAAUGGACAAUGACAAGAUUUGAGACGAUCAGUAAAUUUUUCCGUAUAAGAAUCAUAAUUUUUAAACUAGCGUUCAGGCAAAUGGUAGAAUCUUGUAUGUGUUGUUAUAAAGAAAAUCGCUGUUGAAGUGGUGGCGGAAUUAAGGAAUGAUUUUUGAUAUUUUUUAUUUCUGAAACAUUGAGGAAUUGACUGAAAAUUGGACAGAAAACUGUAUCAUUUUAUGGAGCAUGUUUUUAGUCCAGGAUUUUGUUCGCUCAAUGGAAAAGAAGUUGGAGAUAUUUUGAUUUAGUUCCCUUGAUUGAUUUGUAAAGCUGUAAAUGAUGCAUUAUAGAGAAGAAACGUCUCCUGCUACACCCUACGAUGUAGCCCUACAGUCUUGAAAACGUGAUGUGACGUUACAAACUUCGAAACCUGUGUUUCAAAUUCUAGCUCGGUGUCGGAGGACAUUUCCCGAUUGAUGCAAAUAUCGGUAGAGAAUUGUCAACCAGUCAGAACUGCUGUAUCAUCGUUAAUCUAUCGGUCAUUGUAUGAUUGUAUAGUAUAUAAGGAUGAGUCAUGAGCAGAGUAGAAUACGUGGGCAGUUUGGGAUUGUGAGAAGUGGGUCUGGUUAGUUUAAGCAAUUCAUUGUUAGUCCACGAAGUAGGGUGAAUCAAAUCUCAAUUAGUUCAAGAUACAUCAAAAUACAAAUACUUCUAUUAUAAUUCAUUUUGAAUUCUGAGUGUAUAGUGAUAUACAAUUACAUUGUAUGUUGAAGAAAAAUUGUGGUUUUUUUUAGUAAAAACUUUUGUUAGAUGGGGACCCUGAGUGGUUAUGUGGGGGAUAGAACUUUGGGAUCGCUGGAUGAUGGAGUGUUUGGUGUAUCCGCUAAAUCCCCUGGCUUUUCUUUUCCAUUGGGGUGUUCUACUUUGUAAAUGCUGUUUUUAUGAAGAAAUUCCACCUGGCAAAUAAUGCUAUCAUUCUGUUUUAAUUUUUUGCUAUUUUCAUGUGUAGUUGGUGAAUAUUUUUCUGUUUAUACAAUAUCAAUUACAGCAGUUUUCUUGAUGUGAAGUGAUAAUUGUGAGCUGUAGAUGUUAUGUGCAUGUAUUUUGGUCUUGGAUUUGUCUCCCUUAGUACAUUUGAUUAUGAAUUGUCUUUUUAAAUACCUUAAUGUUAUCAUUGUAUUGUCUAUUUUUUAUGGUUUUAUUUAUGGUGUGGAUAUUUUCAUGACAUCACAGAGAAACAUAUAUUAGGGAAAAAGCAGAAUCUGAGUAUAAUGAAGUCGCAUGUAAAUACAACAGGUCAAUCUGAAUAUAAUGAAGUCGCAUGUAAAUACAACAGGUCAAUCUGAAUAUAAUAGUCACAUGUGAAUACAACAGGUCAAUCUGAAUAUAAUGAAGUCACAUGUAAAUACAACAGGUCAAUCUGAAUAUAAUAGUCACAUGCAAAUACAACAGGUCAAUCUGAAUAUAAUAGUCACAUGUAAAUACAACAGGUCAAUCUGAAUAUAAUAGUCACAUGUAAAUACAACAGGUCAAUCUGAAUAUAAUGAAGUCGCAUGUAAAUACAACAGGUCAAUCUGAAUAUAAUGAAGUCACAUGUGAAUACAACAGGUCAAUCUGAAUAUAAUGAAGUCGCAUGUAAAUACAACAGGUCAAUCUGAAUAUAAUAGUCACAUGUAAAUACAACAUGUUAAUAGAAAAUUAAAACAUAAAUAUGUUUGUUUAAAUUCACCAGUGUUUUGUCGUUAUGUUUAUAUGCUCAUUACGGAAACUCACAACUUACUCGUGCAGAAGCUCACUGUCUAAUGGCUUAUUAUUGGACGAUUAUAAGUAUGUACCGGUAUUUGUUUUACCAUGUACUUGUAGACGUAAGGAAUUGAAGUCGACAUUUUUUAUAUGAUGAGAUAUACAUGUACACAGAAUUUAGAAAUAUAGGAGAAAAUGUCUGUUUCAUCAGGAAACGGGGACACUUUGAUUAGAUAACCGUAAUCACUUAUGAUGGGUGUUGCUCUACCUUUUUACGACAGCUGAUACUGAAGGAAUCAAUGCUGAGCUACUACUGUCCGUAUAACACAACCAAUAUAAAUGUAAUGUUAAAUUGUAUUAAUUUAUAUACACUGUACAGUGAAGAUACACGUAAGCAAAGUUAUGUAGUUGUAAAAGUCAUCAAUAUAUGUAGUAACAUAGUAGUUUAAUACGUGUAACUUGUUGUUUUAGUAAUACCCAUAUACUGUGUAGAGUGAUAAUUAUCACUUUUUUGAUGUGUAUUACAUAUUUCAUUGACAGCUGAUAUUGAAGGAAUCAAUGCAGAGACACUGUACAUAUAGUACAACCAAUGUAAACGUGGGAUAACAAUUCUAUAUUGUAAUAUACACUGUAAAAAAAAAGUAAGUCAUCAAUAGAUGUAUAUAGUUGAUUAUAACCAAUAUCACUUUUGAUGUGUAAUAUGUAUGUUAUACUGACAAUUCAAUGCAGAGCUAUACUGUAGAUAAACAAACACAUGAACUUUACUGUCAUCAAUAGAUGUUCGGAAUGAAUACAUGUUACACAGUAGUAGUUUUUAGCCUAAUUAAUACACAUAUACCUACAAAGUAUCUUUGCCUAUUGGUGUUUAUUUUUGGUUUAAUAAAGCAUUUUUUGUCCACUAGUU